AUGACAGUAGUUGUUGUCCUUAGGAAACUGGGAGUGAAAGGAGUAGAGAUAAAGAAGCCUGAACAACUUGAUAAUGUCUCGUCCCUUAUCAUCCCCGGUGGAGAGAGCACAACCAUGGCCAAACUAGCAGAAUAUCAUAACUUGUUUCCUGCUCUACGAGAAUUCGUCAAUACAGGAAAACCUGUUUGGGGCACAUGUGCAGGGCUUAUAUUCUUGGCAAAUAAAGCUGUUGGUCAAAAACUUGGUGGGCAAGAACUAAUAGGUGGUCUUGAUUGUACUGUUCAUCGUAAUUUCUUUGGUAGUCAGAUUCAGAGUUUUGAAGCUGAGGUUGAAGUACCGGAGAUUGCAGUUAAAGAAGGCGGGCCUCCGACAUUUCGUGGAGUGUUCAUUCGUGCACCUGGUGUUCUUGAAGUGGGUCCUGAUGUUCAAGUGCUAGCUGAUUAUCCUACUGCAAAUGCAAAUGCAAAUGAAGAUGAAAAUGAUGACAAUAAGAAGAAGAAGGUCAUAGUUGCUUUGAAGCAAGGGAAUUUACUAGCAACUGCAUUCCAUCCUGAACUAACUUCAGACACUAGAUGGCAUAGCUAUUUCUUGAAGAUGGUGGUUGAGGAUGGAAGAACUUCAAUAGCUUCUCAUGGUGUUGAAGAAGAAUUGAACCUGUUUCAGCAACAACAGUCUAACAAACCCGACUUACCCGACUUGCCAGUAUUUUAAUCAACAAAGAAGUUCAUCAUCAUCAUCUAGAGCAUACAAUUGUUACUACAAGGUACUUGCUUUAUAAAUCAAAUUAAGAGAAUAAAAAAAACUAUGAUUUUCCUUAAGUUUGAUUAUCUAAUAUACUUUUGUUGGGUAGGAUUGAUUGUUCUGUAUAAUUAAGAUGUUAGGACAUUGAGAAACUUAUAUAGAAGCGAAAUGCAUCACACAUCGAAUCAUAAUUCUCAUUUUUA
Impatiens glandulifera is the source of this 944-nucleotide messenger RNA. RefSeq names its product probable pyridoxal 5'-phosphate synthase subunit PDX2. The record is from RefSeq and is a predicted model, not a curated record. Gene Ontology annotation, molecular function: glutaminase activity. Gene Ontology annotation, biological process: pyridoxine metabolic process; pyridoxal 5'-phosphate biosynthetic process. Lineage: Eukaryota; Viridiplantae; Streptophyta; Magnoliopsida; Ericales; Balsaminaceae. Gene Ontology annotation, cellular component: glutaminase complex; cytosol.